AUGCAUAAUUACCCGGCAGAUGGAGAUGCCGGAUAUAGACGUGCACAUAAAAGGGGGCAGAUUCAUAAAGUGUGGCUAAUGAGCGCCACAGCCGGUGGUGUUACUGCUUCUACUACGUUAAAGAACUAUAGCUGCCGGAUGAAUGCACAUGAAUUGAGCACAGUUACUGAAUCAUUUGGAUCCUUUGAAGAUGAUUGGAUGAUAAACAAAAGAUACAGCCAGAACGGACAUCCGGCAAAAGCAAUUUUUCAGGCAUCCUGA
Messenger RNA from Aspergillus niger, 261 nucleotides. RefSeq lists its product as hypothetical. The transcript is spliced from 3 exons. NCBI's taxonomy places the organism in Eukaryota, Fungi, Ascomycota, Eurotiomycetes, Eurotiales, Aspergillaceae. The coding region runs from base 1 to 261 and encodes 86 amino acids. The record is from RefSeq and is a predicted model, not a curated record.